AAAAGAAGCCAAUACCUGUAGAUUUUUUUUUUUCUUUUCUUUUCUUGUAUAAUUCGAUCUGGUACAGAAAAGUAAUUACCACGGUUUGAUGCUUUUCUUCUCCUAAGGUAGAAAUAAAUUGCUAUUCAGCGCCAUAAGCUUGUGAAAAUUAUAUUGUAAUAGCAAAAAAUAUGUUUCUUUGAUUCAAGUUUUUAAUUUUUCCUAUCUGGGUUUUUUAAUUUAUCGAUUAAAAAAAGCUUAGUUGAUUGAAUUUGUCGCUUUCAGAUUUGUUUUUAUCCUUUCUUAAUCUAUAAGAUUUCUUUCUCUCUCUCUUUUUUUUUUCGUUAUUUCACCACCGGGUUUCUCUAGGCAGAGUUGGUAAACUAUUCUACGCGUCGUCUCCUUUGCUCGGUUCAUAUUUGAUCGAAAGCGAGAAUUAAAUUAGUGUAAAGAUGAGAGAAAAGCUAGGAUUUUUAGUGUUCGUGUGGUUUUUGCUUUGUGGGUCUUGCUUUGGGAGAUUUGUCGUUGAGAAGAAUAGCUUGAAAGUGACUUCGCCGGAUUCAGUUAGGGGGAUUUACGAAUGUGCAAUUGGGAAUUUUGGGGUUCCUCAGUAUGGAGGGACUUUGGUUGGGACUGUGGUUUAUCCAAAAGCUAAUCAGAAGGCUUGCAAGGAAUUUGAUGAGGCUGAUGGCUCCUUCAAAUCCAAGCCUGGAGGUCUACCCACUUUUGUUCUUGUCGAUCGAGGAGAUUGUUACUUCACCUCGAAGGCUUGGAAUGCCCAGAGGGGUGGAGCAGCAGCGAUUCUGGUUUCAGAUGACAAGAUUGAACCGUUGAUUACAAUGGACACCCCUGAGGAAGAAAAUGCAGAUGCUGAGUAUCUGCAAAAGAUCAAUAUUCCCUCUGCCCUUAUCAGCAAGUCCUUGGGAGACAGUAUUAAGAAAGCUCUAGCUGCUGGGGAGAUGGUUAAUGUAAAUCUUGAUUGGACAGAGGCUCUUCCACAUCCUGAUGAACGUGUAGAGUAUGAGUUCUGGACUAAUAGCAAUGAUGAGUGUGGGCCAAAGUGUGACAGCCAGAUGGAAUUUGUUAAGAACUUCAAAGGUGCAGCUCAGAUACUUGAGCAAAAGGGUUACACCCAAUUCACCCCACACUAUAUAACAUGGUACUGUCCAGAGGCAUUUAUUCUGAGCAAACAAUGCAAAUCUCAGUGCAUAUACCAUGGGCGGUACUGUGCUCCAGAUCCUGAACAGGACUUUAGUAGAGGAUACGAUGGAAAAGAUGUUGUGGUUCAAAAUUUGCGUCAAGCUUGCUUCUUUAAAGUGGCCAAUGAAAGUGGAAAGCCUUGGCUUUGGUGGGAUUAUUUGACUGACUUUGCAAUCCGUUGUCCAAUGAAAGAGAAAAGAUACAACAAAGAGUGUGCAGAUCAAGUUAUCCAAUCUCUUGGUGGUGAUCUGAAGAAGAUAGACGAAUGCAUAGGUGAUACUGAGGCAGAUGUGGAUAAUGCUGUUCUUAAAGCUGAACAAGAUGCACAGAUUGGCAAAGGCUCUCGAGGAGAUGUGACUAUACUGCCUACCCUUGUUGUAAACAACAGACAGUACAGAGGUAAGUUGGAUAGAGGGGCAGUUCUCAAGGCUAUUUGUGCAGGUUUUCGAGAGACAUCUGAGCCAGCCUUAUGUUUAACUGAAGACAUAGAAACAAAUGAGUGUUUGGAGAACAAUGGCGGGUGCUGGCAGGACAAGAAUGCUAGCCUCACUGCAUGCAAGGAUACUUUUCGUGGUAGAGUCUGCGAAUGUCCUGUGGUACAAGGUGUAAAGUUUGUUGGUGAUGGUUAUACUCAUUGUGAAGCUUCAGGUGCUUUACGUUGUGAAAUUAAUAAUGGAGGAUGCUGGAAGAAAACCCAAGAUGGCAAGACUUUUUCUGCUUGUGAUUCACAAGGUUGCAAGUGUCCUCCAGGAUUCAGAGGUGAUGGAGUCAAUUCCUGUGAGGAUAUUGAUGAAUGCAAAGACAAAACAGCUUGCCAAUGUUCAGAUUGCAAAUGCAAGAAUACUUGGGGUAGUUAUGACUGCAGCUGUGGCAGUGGUUUACUAUACAUGCGAGAACAUGACACAUGCAUAAGUAAAGAUGCAAGCGCAGAAGUUAGCUGGAGCUUUAUUUGGACUAUUAUUCUAGGCUUGGCUGCUGCUGGAAUUGCUGGAUAUGCAAUUUACAAGUACAGAAUUCGGAGAUACAUGGACUCGGAGAUACGGGCUAUCAUGGCGCAAUACAUGCCAUUGGAUAAUCAAGGAGAGAUUCCUGUCCACCAUGCUCCACGUGGGGACAUCUGAGGAGCUUCAUCAGCAUCAUCAUAGGGCUUGUUCUUGGUUUGUUUUAUCAGCUAGUAUCUCACACUUGUAUGUAAAUUUUAAGUUAUAAGUGGCGCCAUUUAAUACCAGGACCACCGUAUAUUUUCCAUAAGAUGUACCAUUUAACAAGCAUAAUAGUUCAGUAUUUCAGUAAUUUUUCAGUUGAGCUUUGGUGCCAUA
This is a messenger RNA of Jatropha curcas, 2498 nucleotides long. RefSeq names its product vacuolar-sorting receptor 1. Gene Ontology annotation, molecular function: calcium ion binding. NCBI's taxonomy places the organism in Eukaryota, Viridiplantae, Streptophyta, Magnoliopsida, Malpighiales, Euphorbiaceae. The record is from RefSeq and is a predicted model, not a curated record.